Naegleria gruberi is the source of this 720-nucleotide messenger RNA. RefSeq lists its product as uncharacterized. The transcript has a single exon. Bases 1 to 720 code for a protein of 239 amino acids. The record is from RefSeq and is a predicted model, not a curated record. Lineage: Eukaryota; Heterolobosea; Eutetramitea; Acrasida; Naegleriidae.
AUGGAUGUUGAUAAUUUCAUUGAUAAUAGUCCUCUAAUGUCAAUUGCAUCUAGUCCUACAUUAAAACUUAUAUCAGAAAAUGAUGAUAAUGAAAGAGAGGAGGAAGAAUUUAAUAAUCUAGACCGCAAUGACAAUACUUAUUUAAAUGUUGAUGAAAAUAGUAUCAUUGAAAGUUGUAAUGCAAGUACAUGUGGGGAUGAAUAUAAGGAAGAAGAAGAAGAAACCAUAGUUGAGGAAGAAGAAAUACAAUCGGAUGAUGAUGAUGGCGCUGGUUCACCUACUACAAGUACUAAAGGAGAUAUUCUUAAUCAAUUAUUAUCCGCACCAAUUUCAAAUUCUUCUUUUAAGCAUAUAAGAUUAAAUCCUCAAGAUUUACAUUUUAAUAGUAGAUUAUCACCCAAUCAUUUAUAUCCUCAAUCAUCUUCUUCAUCAUCAAAUACAACAAGUCCAAAUAACAAAUUAAUUGUACUUGCUAAUAAUAAUAAGCAUAAUUCUCAAUCAUCAACACCAAUGUCAUUUAUGAAAUCAAGUUCAAUAUAUUCAAAACCAACAUCAAAUGCAACUUCAAGAGCAAAAAGAUCUUCAUCACUCUCAACUCCAACUCAAUUAAAUAAUCAUCAAUUAUUAGAUAAACAUUCACCUCCACCUCAUCAUCCUCAUUCUAUGAAUAUGAAUAAUACAAUGAAUAAUUCAAAUAAUUCAUAUAAUAAUAAUAAUUAA